UUGGAGCAGGAAAGUCAUGAACCACGAUUUGUUCGAUGUAGGCAGCCGCAUUGCGGAUCGGCUCAAUAAUCGCCAUCUUGGUUCCAAAAAUUCAGUUGUGUUCAGAGCAUAUGAUACCGCAUCUUCAGGCAGUAAAGUGCCCGUUCAGCUGGUUUUACCAUGGCUUCUGGCACUGACCUGACCUUGGGGGAUGACCCCAUUGUGGGCCCCAUUGACGGGAGAGAGAUAUCGGCACCUCUUCAUGUUCAGAGGAUAGAGCAUGCCCUCCGACUGGAACCCCUUCUUGGUUAUGUUGAUAAUCUUCUCAAAGUUCCUUUGGCAUUCGGGGAUAUUGAAGAGUCCACCACAGAUGCAGACACUGACAACAACCAAGGCUCCGACACUGAGGCAGAGGGAGUGAAGAUAAUCAACGGCAUCGUUACUACAAAAGCAGAGCGGAAGGCUGACAAAACAAGACUGUACAACUUUAGCAAGGUGAAAAAGAACCGACGAUGGCUCAAGAACAUACUGCUGAGUGACAGCUCCUCAGAUGAUGAUGAGGAUGCUCCAGUGCCCCAUGAGCAGCUCCGCGAAAUGCUCAAGUUCCAUAAGUACCAACGCAUGUGCCAAGCAGACUUCUAUAAAAAUAAAGAGCAUGGCCAGUACCAGUACUACAGCAGUGGGAUGUUGUCCAAUUAUGACAAGUUCCCGGAGCAUCAGAAGUUGCUGGUCGGUCCCAAGAAGAAGGAGCAGAAGAGGCUGGAAAGAAAGAUGAAAGCCAAGUUGAAGAAACUCAAGAAGGAAAAAUAUGGAGAAGACGGAGAGAUUCUCCCCUCCAAGUUCUCACGUGGUGGUAAACAUGGCAAACAGAAGAAGCUGACUCCGGAACAAGCAGCUGUCAAACAGAGAAAGAUUUGGCUCUCGAUCUGUAAGAAGGAAGUAUCAAAGGAACAAAAACGCAAGGCUAAUGGCCGUAAAGAAAUGCUCGGUAACCUGAAGAAGGUUGCACAGCAGUGUCAGAAAGAAGCCAGACGGUCUGCUCUUCAGUCGCAGAAGACCAUGAAAGAGGCGGUGCUGCGAGCAAGAAGACUUUCUCGGGAGAUGAUGACGUAUUGGAAGAGAUUUGAGAAGGUGGAGAAAGAACAUAGGAAGAGGGCAGAGAGAGAAGCUCAAGAACAAAGAAAGAUGGACGUGGAAUUAAUGGAGGCCAAGAGACAACAAAGAAAACUAAACUUCCUGAUCUCACAAACUGAGCUGUAUGCUCAUUUCAUGGCGAGGAAACUGACGGGGGAGUCUGAUGAAGAUCGCAAUCGAAUCUUGAGCAGACUCGAGGAUGAGAGCGCUGGAAAGAAACAAUUGGAGGUUGAUGGUGGCGUCUUAAUGGAUCAAAUCAUUGAUGAUUAUGAUAGUGACCGUAUGAAGGAGCUUGCCAUAAAGAAUGCACAGGAUGCCUAUGACAAACAUACUGCUAAGACACAGUUGUUUGACAAUACUGUUGGUGUGGGGCAUCAACGCAGGUCAGGUUCAAGUGGAUUUGAUACCUUUGUGAGUACUGAUGCAGAUAGACCACAGCCGAGUAUAUUUGAAGGAGUAUUGAAGGGUUAUCAGCUGAAGGGUAUGAACUGGCUGGCAAACCUGUACAACCAAGGCAUCAAUGGAAUCCUAGCUGAUGAGAUGGGACUUGGUAAAACUGUUCAGAGCAUGGCCUUCCUGGCUCAUCUGGCAGAGUCCAGCAAUAUUUGGGGACCCUUCCUGGUUGUUGCCCCCGCAUCCACCCUCCAUAACUGGCAACAGGAGUGCUCAAGAUUUGUGCCAAAAUUCAAAUGUGUUCCAUACUGGGGCAACACGCAGGACCGAAAAAUCCUGCGCAAAUUUUGGAAUUCAUCGAACAUCCAUAGCCAGGGUGCUUCCUUUCAUAUUGUAAUCACGAGUUAUCAGCUGAUUAUCCAAGAUGUCAAGUACUUCCAGAAAAUCAACUGGCAUUACAUGAUUCUUGACGAGGCUCAGGCAAUCAAAAGCAGUGCAAGUAUCCGGUGGAAGAUCCUUCUUGGGUUCAACUGUAGAAAUCGUUUACUGCUGACUGGUACUCCUAUUCAGAACAGCAUGGCUGAGUUAUGGGCUCUGCUGCAUUUCAUCAUGCCCACUCUGUUCGAUUCCCACGAUGAGUUUAAUGAGUGGUUCUCUAAAGAUAUUGAGAGUCAUGCAGAAAAGCAGUCUGGAAUCGACCAAGAUCAACUGUCCCGAUUGCAUAUGAUUCUGAAGCCGUUCAUGUUGCGGAGGAUCAAAAAAGAUGUGGAGAAUGAGUUGUCUGAUAAGAUUGAGAUUCUUGUUUCUUGCCCUUUGACAACAAGACAACGUCUGCUCUACCAGGCCAUAAAGAAUAAGAUCUCCAUUGAAGAUCUGCUUCAGUCGGCUACGGCCAACAGUGCAUCACAGGCUCAGUCAACUACAAGCAGUCUAAUGAAUCUAGUCAUGCAAUUCAGAAAGGUGUGUAAUCAUCCAGAACUGUUUGAGAGAAGGGAGACAAGGUCAGGAUUCGCCAUGAAAAUCGAACCGUUCGAGAUACCAAAGCUGAUAUUUAGGGAUGGCAUGCUCAACACAUCACUGCCAAGUCGAGAUAAGCUUCUCUACAACUUGUUGUAUAUAUUCAACCCAGAUCAUGUACACCAUUCACUCUUCCCUCGGGAGUCGAAAGACAAAGAGGUGAAGAGUUGUUUCUCGUUCCUGAGAUUUAUCGACAUGUCUCCUAUGGAGAUGUAUAAGGAGAUGAUUGCAGGACUGUACUUCAGGUGGUUGGCUAUUUGCAUGUGGUGGAAGACAUCGUUUACGAUACACCAUCAGAUUCACUGGCAGAAGGAAAAUGCUCGAAGGUAUCUGCGGAACAAAGAGUUCCUAUUGGAACCAAUCUCAACUACAUCGGUAUCAAACAUCGCAGCCAGUCCUAAUCUUCAUCAGAUGGUCUUCACGAGCCCAGAGAGUAGCGUCUACACCCACCAGGACCACACGAUACACAGCAUUGCAGAGACGGUGUCUCAUCGGAAGAUAAGGUGGAGGAAUCUUUUGACAGCCUCAGUUGUGGCUGGGGGAUCUAGUCCUGUGAAGGUGUCCACAUCUCCCAGUAAGCCGCCUCACUCACCAACAAAGAAAUCUCAUCAUCACCACCACCAUCAAGACAAACAUCAAGAAAAACUCCCUCUCCCUCUCAGUCUAGUCCCAGAAGAACCUGUGAUCCACAAGCAUGUGCCUCGGCCAUCCCGAGUCUUCGAGUGCCAACCGACUGAAAUGCCCCCAUUGCUCUAUUACAAUAUACCUAAGGUGUAUUCCAAAGGCAGAGUUAACUUCUGCCCCGACCGAAGUGCUGAGUAUGUUCGCUUGAAGGAACAGCUGUGCGGGACACAGGAUGCCAGGAACACCCUUCUCUACGGAUCACCUGAACUUUCCCUUGCUCACCAUUAUCGUGGAUAUUACUUCAGCCCAUCACCAAUAGGGGGACUCAACUGUAUUCAGCCCAGACAUGGCUACUCCAGCGUAUUUGUUCCCAAUAAAGAGACGUUGGUCACCGAUGCUGGCAAGUUGUAUCUACUCGACACGUUACUAGGACGCCUGAAGAAGGAGGGACACAGGGUUCUGAUUUAUUCGCAGAUGACCAGGAUGAUUGACAUACUUGAGGAAUACAUGUGGCACCGCAAACACACGUACAUGCGGUUAGACGGCUCCUCCAAGAUCUCUGAUCGGCGAGACAUGGUGGCGGACUUCCAAAAUCGCUCCGAUAUCUUUGUCUUCUUGUUGAGUACAAGAGCUGGUGGACUUGGCAUCAACUUGACAGCUGCUGAUACAGUGAUCUUCUACGACAGUGAUUGGAAUCCGACAGUUGACCAACAGGCCAUGGAUCGCGCUCAUCGCCUGGGUCAGACCAAACAGGUCACCGUCUACCGCCUGAUAUGUAAGGGAACAAUUGAGGAGAGGAUACUACAGCGGGCAAAGGAGAAAAGUGAGAUACAGAGAAUGGUGAUCAGUGGUGGGGCAUUCCGGCCCGACAUCCUCAAACCAAAGGAAGUGGUGUCCUUACUGCUUGAUGAUGAUGAAAUGGAAAGUAAAUUGCUGCUUCAACAGGAGGAGAAGAAAGGUAAAGAGGAGACUGUUAAGGAGAAAGAUAGGAAGAGGAAGAGAGAGAAAUAUGCUGAAAUGAAGAAAGGCCAACCUGGUAGGAAGAAGAAGAUUGAAGAGAUACAUGUGACGACUGCAGGUCCUGAUCUUGAUUCCCUGGUCAGCGACUCCAUGUCUGGUGCUGCCAGCCCCCUUAGUGUGAUGUCAAAUGUCAGUGAAUCGAUCAGCAAUCUCAAUGUAAUGAAUGAUGACAGUAAUGAUGGCCUGGUUAUUGUUGAUGAUGCAAACACGUUCCCCUCGGUUGCCUCAUCCUCGUCAACAUCAAAGCGAGGUACCGGACGUGGCCGCGGCCGCCCAAAAGGCUCAGGACUGGGCAAGAGACCAAGGGGACGGGGCAGUGUGAAAAAAGCAAUAUCGGCCGCUGAAAUCGCUGGUGCACAGGCAGGCAUGAAAGCAGCAUAUGCAGCUUAUGGGUAUAAUUUCAAAGGUCGUGGAGGUGCAGGUUCGUCGAGAGGGACAAUGUCACAUCCACCUGGAUCAGGAAGAGGCUCCAAACCAUCAUGAUUGAAUAGGAUUGAUUUUCCGAGACUACUUAGACUCAAUGAUCAGUACCUCUCGGCCUCUCCUGCAGUUGUAUCCAUUAAUGAAGCAUACUAAGUGAGAGAAAAACCUUUCUAGAUUAUGAUAGCUGUGAUCAAUUUGGCAUGCACUACAGCACCAAAGUACUCUUAACAAGAAUCUAUUCAAUUCUAGUGCUCAGUCAGGAUGACAUUUUUCAUUUUGAAUUUCACUUUUGUUAUGUUUUUAAUCAAAACUUCAGAGCUUUAGUUUUUCAAAUUUGACCUUGUAUAAUUUUGAAUGUCUAUGCAUUUGUUAAAAGUGUUGGUAAAGUAUAUGUAGUUUGUUGUGAUAAUGUCCAAUUUAUACCAGUUGCUGUCUUAUCUCAUCAUCAGAAGGUUACUGACAAGCAAAUAUUGUUUACCAUGAUAUAUCUGCAUGAAAUUUGAUAAAAGCAUGAGAUUAUUCAAAGUUUACCAGACGAGGCACAAGGUUUUCCAUGGAAAAUAAUGUUUUAAAGACUUUUCCUUUUUGAAGAGAAGUCUGAAUAUUAUGUUGUGGUGAACUUUUGCAGAGCACUGCUGAAAGUUGCAAGAACCUUUGUUUAUUUGGUAUUGGUCAGUCAGGGGUGUUGUUAUCAAAUUGGUCUGAUUGGUGAUCAGUGUAAAAUCUGUUGGUGUUUUCCAAGCCUGGUGUUCCCUCCACUGAGUUGUGGAUUAUAUACCAUGUAAAAACAUAGUGCAGUCACACAAUUAUAUGAUUCAGGAACACCAGCUCUUGGAAACUCCGUAAUGAAAAAAGAGUGGUUAAUGUGUGUUCGAAUAAAUAUUCUUCUCUGUAUUGGUAAUUGAAGAAAAUUUAAACCAGAUAUGGUGCUUAAUCAGUGUGAGAAAAUAAGCUCAAUAAAACUAUGUUUUGUAGAAAAA
Molecule: messenger RNA, 5570 nt
Organism: Lineus longissimus
Lineage: Eukaryota; Metazoa; Nemertea; Pilidiophora; Heteronemertea; Lineidae
Product: chromatin-remodeling ATPase INO80-like
Exons: 33
Coding region: 160-4650 (1496 amino acids)
Biological process (GO): chromatin remodeling; DNA repair
Cellular component (GO): Ino80 complex
Molecular function (GO): ATP-dependent chromatin remodeler activity; ATP binding; histone binding
Source: RefSeq, a predicted model, not a curated record